Messenger RNA from Cucurbita maxima (winter squash), 2305 nucleotides. RefSeq names its product exocyst complex component EXO70A1-like. Lineage: Eukaryota; Viridiplantae; Streptophyta; Magnoliopsida; Cucurbitales; Cucurbitaceae. The record is from RefSeq and is a predicted model, not a curated record. The transcript has a single exon. Gene Ontology annotation, biological process: exocytosis. Gene Ontology annotation, cellular component: exocyst. Gene Ontology annotation, molecular function: phosphatidylinositol-4,5-bisphosphate binding. The coding region runs from base 136 to 1956 and encodes 606 amino acids.
AUACUCUGCACUUGGUGUCCAUCUGUAUUGUCAGCAGAAAUACAGACAGUGCGGUACCUCCGCCUCUUCUUCCCCAGUCAUCUCUCACUGCCCACACAACACUAAGAUCUCUCAGAUUUUGGUUUCUGUUUGUUGAUGGAACCCUACCAUGAAGUUUCAGAAACGCCAGAGCAGAUUAUACUACGCUGGGACUCUGCCGCGCCGGAUGAAGUGAAGGAUAACAUGAUUUUUGACUCCGACAGGGAAGAGAUCGACCGAUACUUGCGGGCCGUCGAUGAAAUCCAGAGGUCGAUGUCGUCGGCUUCGAUAUUGGACGAUCAGAACAAAGUCGAUUCCACUAUGCAGAUUGCCAUGGCCAGGCUUGAGGAUGAGUUCCGUCACAUUCUGUCCACUCAUAUCAUUCCGAUCGAGGUCGAGUCGCUUACUGAUCCGUCUCCAUCUGCUUGCUCCAUGUCCAGUUGUACGAGUGGUGUCUUCGAGGACGUGAACGACGACGAAGCGGAUUCGCAGGAAGUUCACCUCAAUUUAAGUGGUAGUCCAAGUUUUGGGUCAAGUGGACGAUCGAGCUAUCGGAGGACGAGCAGUAUUCGUGAAAUUGAUCUGAUACCUUCGGGGGCGAUUAUCGAUCUACGGAGUAUUGCUGAGAGGAUGAUAGCGGCAGGGUACCUGCGCGAGUGCAUCCAAGUCUAUGGCAGUGUGCGAAAGUCCACCUUCGACUCCAGCUUCAAACGCCUCGGAAUUGAGAAACUGAGCAUUGGAGAUAUCCAGAGGUUGGAUUGGAACGAGCUGGUGACGAAGAUCAGGAGGUGGAUCAGAGCGGCAAAGAUUUCCCUUAGGAUUCUGUUUUCCAGCGAGAAGAGGCUCUGCCAGCAAAUCUUCUAUGGCAUAGGGACCGCCAUAGAGGAUGCUUGUUUCAUGGAGACUGUUAAAGGUUCUGUGACUCAAUUGUUCAAUUUCGCCGAAGCGAUCAGUAUUAGCCGCAGAUCGCCGGAGAAGCUGUUCAAGAUUCUAGACCUCCACGAUGCCUUAACAGAUUUGAUACCUGACAUUGAUGUUAUAUUCGAAUCAAAAUCGGCGGAAUAUAUUCGGAUUCAGGCGGCGGAGAUAUUGUUGCGGCUGGGGGAGGCCGUCAGAGGAACUUUAUCGGAGUUUGAAAACGCGGUGCUGCGAGAGCCGUCGCUGCAUCCGGUGCUGGGCGGGACGGUUCAUCCGUUGACAAGGUAUGUGAUGAACUAUGUGAGUCUGAUUUCCGAAUACCAAGUAGCCUUAGAGGAGCUCAUCGUGUCCAAACCGUCGACGGGCUCGAGGAACUCGGCAGAUAUGGAUGAGUUCGCGGAGGUAGAGGGGAAAACCCCGCUAGCGCUCCAUCUGAUAUGGAGCAUCGUGAUUCUGCAAUUGAAUUUGGAGGGAAAAUCCAGGCAGUACAAAGACCCUUCUCUAGCUCAUUUCUUUAUCAUGAACAACGUUCAUUACAUUGUUGAGAAGAUAAGAGGAUCCCCGGAAUUGCGAGACAUUAUUGGAGAGGUUUAUCUGAAAAGGAUGACCGGGAAGUAUCGACAGGCGGCGACAAACUACGAGCGAACAACGUGGGUGAAUGUGGUGUACUGCCUGCGGAACGAAGGGUUGAAUGCGGGGGGGAGCUUGUCUUCAGCCCCCUCAAAGAGCGCUAUUAGAGAGAGAAUGAAGAGUUUCAACGCCAUGUUUGAGGAGGUUCACAGGACGCAGUCGGCAUGGUUGAUCCCAGAUCCUCUGCUGAAGGAGGAGCUUCGCAUAUCCAUAACCGAGAAGUUGAUCCCGGCUUACAGGUCGUUUCUUGGCCUCCAUGGUCACCACAUAGAGAGUGGAAGGCACCCAGAAAAUUACAUCAAGUACUCGGUUGAGGAACUGGAAAAUGGCAUCCUGGAUUUCUUUGAGGGUUGCUCGGUACCCCAUAACUUGAGAAGGAGAUCUCACUGAAAAACAUGAAACUAAAAUUCUUUCAAUUUUUGGGGGAGUUUUUGAGGUCAUAUGGUGGUUACCUUCUUUAUCAUGCUUCGAAUAUUGGGCAACUGAUCUGCUCUGCUUUAGCUUUCCAACGGACCCUGAAUUCCCCUUCCUUGUAAGCAUUUUUUCUAAAUUAUUUUGUUCAUUUCUUAUUAUUUAUUUUGCUGGCUGCCUCCUCCUAAGCAUCUAAGUCUUUUCCAGUUCAGCAUUUUUCCUCUUUUCCAAACAAUUUUAGAUGUCUAUCUCAUAUGCGUUUGUAUUUAAUUGACGAAGAAGCUUUGAAAGCCUUCAGAAAUAGCAAAUAAAGAGAAUUUAGUUCUCA